Messenger RNA from Nicotiana tabacum (common tobacco), 1805 nucleotides. Its product is annotated as mitogen-activated protein kinase kinase kinase 3-like. Gene Ontology annotation, cellular component: cytoplasm. Gene Ontology annotation, biological process: protein phosphorylation; MAPK cascade. Lineage: Eukaryota; Viridiplantae; Streptophyta; Magnoliopsida; Solanales; Solanaceae. The record is from RefSeq and is a predicted model, not a curated record. Gene Ontology annotation, molecular function: ATP binding; MAP kinase kinase kinase activity.
UCAAAACUUGAGCAAAAACUUCCAUGUUUUGAUACACACUUGAAAAUCAAAUGGCUUCUUGGUUUGAAAGACACGCACUUCAGCAACCCAAAGAAAUAGAAACUCCUCCAAGAAAUUACAAGAAUAAGAAGAAGAACAGAGAAAAGAAGCCAAAAAGCUUUGAUGAAUCCAUCUUGAUACCCCAAAAUUCUCCAACAAUUUUUGCAGCUAAUAAUGGUUACUAUUCCGCAUCCUCUGUUCCUCAUUCCUACACUUGUACAAAAGAAAAAAAACUUUGUCCUCUUCCUUUGCCUUUACCAUUGGAUUCACCUCAUUUCUCUACAAGAUCAAGUAGUGGAUCUUCCUCUACUUCAUCUGAUCAGUUCAAUGAUGACGAAGAACUAGCUCAAGACCACUUGUCAUUUAGUCCAUUCAGAAAUAAAUACAAUGAGAGUUCAAAGUCUACCUCGCCUUGUACUUCACCAACAUAUCCAAUAUUGGUAUGGGGAAAGAUUUUGGAUUCUCCCACUGGAAAACAAGAAAGUUGUAAUCAUCCGCGCCAUCCUCUUCCUCUUCCACUUCCCCCAAAUUCUUGUGCUAAAUCAGUAGGGCAAGCUCUUGAGUCCAAAUGGAAGAAAGGAAAGUUGUUAGGAAGAGGAACAUUUGGGCAUGUCUAUGCUGGAUUUAAUAGCGAUAAUGGACAAAUGUGUGCUAUAAAGGAAGUAAGAAUCGUCUCCAAUGACAUAAAAUCAAAAGAACGUCUCAAGCAGCUGACUCAGGAAAUCACAUUGCUCAGUCAAUUCUCACAUCCAAACAUUGUACAAUACUAUGGAAGUGAAUUGAGAGGAGACAAAUUGUCUCUCUACUUGGAGUAUGUCCCUGGAGGAUCAAUUCUCAAACUAGUUGAAGAAUAUGGUCCUUUUGAAGAAAAAAUUAUCAGCAGCUACACUCGAAAAAUUCUCUCUGGACUAAUCUUCUUACACGAGAGAAACAUCGCACACAGAGAUAUUAAAGGAGCAAACAUACUAGUAAAUGCUAAAGGUGAAAUCAAGCUUGCAGACUUUGGAAUGGCUAAACAUAUAAAGACAUGUUCUUUGAUGACUUCUUUCAAAGGAAAUUCAAAUUGGAUGGCUCCAGAGGUAGUACAGGAUGCAGGAUGUUCCAGUGUUGCUGUAGAUAUUUGGAGCCUAGGUUGUACUGUUCUUGAGAUUACAACAGCUAAACCUCCAUGGGGACAAUAUGAAGCAGCUGCAUUAUUCAAACUGGCAGAUGGCAAAGACAGCCCUGAGAUUCCCAGGAACCUCUCAGAUAAUGCAAAGAGUUUUCUGAAACUUUGCCUGCAGAAGAAUCCAAGACGCCGGCCCACGGCUGCUCAGCUGCUACAUCAUCCAUUUGUUCAGGUGUAGUUGUGAGAAAGAGUAGGUCACACAUCUUGAUGAGAAUACAUCACUAAUCAGCCAAUUUAACGGUUACAGACACGACUGAACAAGUUGCUCGCUUGGAUCUUAAAGACCGGUUGAGCAAGGCGAUAAUGAACAAGAGUUGCUAUUCAAACUAUAGCAAGAUGGGAAAGAACUCGAUUGGAGAAAUGAACCUCAAGAACUAAGCCAAGACAUAACAUCCGAUAUAUCAUAAGAUAUUUUCAAUACCAGUAUAGACACCAGAUUCAUAGACACAUUACUCAAGAUUACUGGGAGGCAUCAACAUAAAGGCAUUUUGUGCACACAAAGAGGAGCAGAGACAAGAAAGUGAUAUAGAUAGUCUUUUUUUCACCUUUUGUCAAUUGUUAAAUAUGAUAAAAUUCAAAAUAAUCACUCAUUGGUAAA